UCUUUUUUAUAACAUGAGAAGGGAAGGGGCUAUGGCGAGUCUGAGCAAGGGAACAAGAUGAUGAAAAUGCUGUCAAGAAGCACUUCUGCUCCAACCUUGAAAUCCAUAUGGGAUAAAGGCCCUUCUUCUUCACCAGACCUCAGAACCAAAACCUCUCCAUUUUCUUUCUCUCCCCACCACCCUGUAACGAUCAAGAAAACCCUCUCCAGAACUGUUUCUGGGCUUCAUCUCAGAGGCACCCCCACGCCCACGCCCACGUCCAAGAACAAGCCUUUCCACAAUGGGUAUUCUCAAUUCGUGUCAGAAAAUCAAGAAAACGGUUCUGAUAUGAGUUUGGGGAUGAUGAGUAUGAGCGUCAGUUGGAAGAGAGAUGCUGCAUUGGAUGAGAGAUGCUCUGCUCCGGUGGAUGACAGUGGAAUCAGUGGCGGCGGUAGCGGCAGUGGCGGUGGAGGCUGUAAUGGCAGGGGAGGUAGCAAUGGCAAUAAUUAUGGUGGAGAUGGAGGAGGUGAGAAUGGGUGGUUUGAAAGUAUUGAUGAAUACUAUCAGAAAAUAAUCCAAGAUAAUCCUCACAAUCCCCUCUUCCUUGGAAACUAUGCCAAAUUCUUGAAAGAGGUGAAGGGUGAUUUUGUGAAAGCUGAGGAGUAUUGUGGAAGGGCAAUACUGGCAAAUGCAGAUGAGGGGCAUAUCUUUUGCCUGUAUGCUGAUCUGAUCUGGUGUUUAUAUAAAGAUGCUGCUAGGGCCAAGUCAUAUUAUGAGCAAGCUGUGAAAGUUUCUCCAGAUGAUUGUUAUGUAUUUGCUUCGUAUGCUCACUUUCUCUGGGUUGCUGGUGAAGACGGCGAAGAAGAAGAGGAUGAGAAAAUGCUUAGAAGUGAUGUACUUGCUUCGUAUGCUCGCUUUCUCUGGGAAAAUGAAGACGAAGAAGAAGAAGAGGAUCAGCAAACUGAAGAAAACGAAGACGAAGAAGAAGAAGAAGAAGAAGAGGAUGAGCAAAUACUGAGAUAGUAGUAUCAUCAAAUCAUCAGUUGUUUGGCAAUCAAGGAUUAGAUUCUUUUUUUCCCUCACACACUAUAUAGGCAUCUCUACAUAACUUUCUUUCUUUCUUUCUUCUGGUUGGUUCUCUUUUACCAGACAGCCAUCACCUUGUUGAUGGAUUGCUGCAUAAUAUACAGUAACUCCUUUUUCAUCCUUCUCUAACCCAAAGAUUAUUCCUUGUUCUUUUCUUGUGUUUUGGUCUUGAUAAUAAUAUGCAUUUUGCCUCA
Molecule: messenger RNA, 1259 nt
Organism: Ipomoea nil (Japanese morning glory)
Lineage: Eukaryota; Viridiplantae; Streptophyta; Magnoliopsida; Solanales; Convolvulaceae
Exons: 4
Coding region: 58-1002 (314 amino acids)
Biological process (GO): RNA processing
Molecular function (GO): protein binding
Source: RefSeq, a predicted model, not a curated record